Molecule: messenger RNA, 579 nt
Organism: Linum tenue
Lineage: Eukaryota; Viridiplantae; Streptophyta; Magnoliopsida; Malpighiales; Linaceae
Source: the annotation of a GenBank genome assembly
AUGAGGAGUCCAAUUUCCAUUCUACUCUUGGCUCUCAUUAUCGCCAGCAGCCUCGGCGGCCUCGACGUUGAUGUGGAGGCGAAACCUCAAACUUGUUCACCGAGCGGCAAGCUCCGAGGCAAGAAGCCUCCGCCAAAGAAAUGCAAUCGGAUCAACAACUCCGAGUGCUGCGUGGAGGGUAAGCUGUACACGACGUACAAGUGCUCGCCGCCGGUCACCAGGCAGACCAAGGCGGUCCUCACCCUCAACAGCUUCGAGAAGGGUAAAGACGGCGGCGGGGCGUCGGAGUGCGACCACAAGUUUCAUGGGGACGAGGAGCGGGUCGUGGCGCUGUCGAGCGGCUGGUUCAACAACAGGAAGAGCUGCUUUCAGAGGAUCAGGAUUACGGCGGGGAACGGGAGGAGCGUGGUGGCGAAGGUGGUGGACGAGUGCGAUUCGACGGAGGGCUGCGACGGCGAGCACGAUUACCAGCCGCCGUGUCCCAACAACGUCGUGGAUGUUUCCAAGGCCGUGUGGGAUGCGCUCGGGGUGGCUUCUGGGGAACAGGGUGAUUUGAAGGUGACAUGGUCGUUUGUGUAA